AUGGAUUUGGAAGGAGUCAGCCUUGUCAAGCACUAUUCACGUGCUGCUUUCAAGCGCGAUGGUAAAAUUAUGGACAAAAUGCAAAACUGCUAUCCUCAGAUGGUUGAGGUUGUGUAUUUGUGCAACUCUCCUGAUUGGAUGCAUCUUAUCUGGGCCUUAGUUAAACACAUAGUGCCUCAGCGUGUAUUGGAAAAAGUGAAGAUGAUUGCUCCACAAAAUGCAGAUGAACGCGAGCAGCUGCACAAGUACAUGUCCGAGGAUAUGAUUCCAGUGGAGAUUGGUGGCCCAAAUCAGACACCACCAUCAGACUGGUAA
Seminavis robusta is the source of this 315-nucleotide messenger RNA. Lineage: Eukaryota; Bacillariophyta; Bacillariophyceae; Naviculales; Naviculaceae. The record is from the annotation of a GenBank genome assembly.